ACCACCCAGCCUGCCUGGUGUACAGAGCAGACGGGGACAGGGAUAGACAGAGCCAGGAAAGCCGUCCGAGAAGUGGCUGGGCGUGACGUCACGAGUUUUCGGAACGUCAACAACAACCUGCAGCAUCAGAACCUGCCAGCGGCGGUUCCCAGUGGGCGGUUCCUGGGGUAAGAGGAGUUGCUGUCGCUUUUUUCUGCCACCACAACCUCUCUGUAUUGUUUGAAGCCAUUCCAGCAGCGACACAGUUCAUCCUCUCGUUGUGUUUCCGGCCAAAGCGGCUUCUCUCUCAUUUAUUCACACGCGCACAAGAAAAGCGCGAGCUUAAAAAAGUACAGGCACGAUAGGGGAACCCAUUGCUCUCCCCACGACUUCCCGCGCCAGUCAGGCUGAGUCACCACUGGAGAGUGGGAAGGUCUGGAGAGAGCGAACGAGAGAGAGAGGGGAGGGGAGGGAGAGAAGAAACAACCACGAGAGGAAGAGAAGACGCGACACACCACUUGUAUGUGAGUGUGUGAGAGAGAGCGAGAGCAACUGAGCGAGCUGCCGGGAGAGCGCCAGUAAGGGAGGGCGAGAAACACCGCCGGCGUCGAGGCUGGGAGGCACCAUGAGCGAUGUCACCAUCGUCAAAGAAGGCUGGGUGCAAAAAAGGGGAGAAUAUAUCAAGAACUGGAGACCACGCUACUUCCUGCUGAAAACGGACGGUUCGUUCAUAGGUUACAAAGAGAAACCACAGGACGCAGACCUACCUUAUCCCCUUAAUAACUUCUCUGUUGCAAAAUGCCAACUGAUGAAGACAGAACGACCAAAGCCCAACACAUUCAUCAUCAGAUGUCUACAAUGGACCACCGUCAUAGAGAGGACCUUCCAUGUGGACACGCCAGAGGAAAGGGAUGAGUGGACGGAGGCGAUCCAGAUAGUAGCAGACAAACUCCAAAGACAGGAGGAAGAGAGGAUCCAAUGCAGUCCCACGUCUCAGAUGGACAACAUCGGAGAGCUGGAGGAGAUGGACACCUCUACCAGCCACCAUAAACGGAAGACAAUGAAUGACUUUGACUACUUAAAACUACUGGGAAAAGGCACAUUUGGUAAAGUGAUUCUAGUGAGAGAGAAGGCUAACGGGAAAUAUUAUGCAAUGAAGAUUUUGAAGAAAGAAGUCAUUAUUGCAAAGGAUGAAGUGGCACACACACUCACAGAGAGCAGAGUAUUAAAAAACACCAGGCACCCUUUCCUAACUUCUUUGAAGUAUUCCUUCCAGACUAAAGACCGUCUGUGCUUUGUAAUGGAAUAUGUGAAUGGAGGAGAGCUGUUUUUCCAUUUGUCGAGAGAGCGGGUGUUCUCUGAGGACCGCACGCGCUUCUACGGUGCCGAAAUAGUCUCCGCUCUGGACUACCUGCACUCCGCCAAGAUUGUGUACCGGGAUCUCAAGCUGGAGAACCUAAUGCUAGACAAAGACGGACACGUCAAAAUCACAGACUUCGGGCUCUGCAAGGAAGGAAUCACAGAUGCUGCUACAAUGAAGACUUUCUGUGGAACGCCGGAGUACCUAGCUCCAGAGGUGCUGGAGGACAAUGACUACGGCCGGGCAGUGGACUGGUGGGGCCUGGGCGUGGUCAUGUAUGAGAUGAUGUGCGGUCGGCUGCCCUUCUACAACCAGGACCACGAGAAGCUGUUUGAGCUCAUCCUCAUGGAGGACAUCAAGUUCCCCCGCACGCUGUCGUCAGACGCCAAGUCACUGCUGUCAGGACUACUCAUAAAGGACCCCAACAAAAGACUUGGAGGAGGUCCAGAUGAUGCUAAAGAAAUCAUGGGACAUAGUUUCUUUACUGGAAUCGAGUGGCAAGAUGUUUAUGAUAAGAAGCUGAUACCGCCCUUCAAACCUCAGGUGUCGUCAGAGACAGAUACCAGGUAUUUUGACGAAGAAUUCACGGCACAGACAAUUACAAUAACUCCCCCUGAAAAAUUUGAUGAAGACGGGAUGGAUUGCAUGGACAACGAGCGGAGACCACACUUCCCCCAGUUCUCCUACUCGGCCAGUGGGAGAGAAUGACCGCUGUAUCCAGACUGUACUGCACCACCAUCAGUACCAAUGGAAGGUUACAGUAUAAAACCACCCUAGCCUGAGCUAACCCCUCCUCUCUCCAUUUGGGUCAUUCCAUAGUGAGCAUGGAGAUCCAUCACUGUAUGUUUUAUGUGUCUGUUUUUUCAUGGGGAUUUUGCAUGUGUGGUCAGACAGAAGUUCAGCCCUGUUGGUAGUUCCCAACAGUUAAAGGUGCAUUUCUUAUGGAAUGCUCCUUUUAAAGCCUUGAAACUGACUCAAGAGGGCAAACGGGUUUGUUGUGUUAUGUGGUGUGUCAUUAGAUCCCUUGGUCAUUGACUUCUGCGAUCCAGUUCUAUCUACUGUAGGAGACUGACAUUCCUGGUAGGGAGAGCUGCCGUCUUUAGUAUUCUCAUUUCACAUAGGACAGUAUACUAUAACUCGAGAUUCACAGGAGAUUCUCCAUUUGUUUGCUGUGUCAUAAUCUGCAACGGUCCUCAUUCUUCUCUUGAUGAUGUUUGGUUAGCUAACAUCUGUGUUGUGUGUAUAGAAAUAUGUUAUACUAUAGGAUUAGAGAUUUUUGCUUUCAGAAGUCAAAAACUGCCAGAAAACAGUUCACUCAGGCUACACAGAGAUCAAUCUGUCUUCACCUCAGUAUACAGGUCACCGGUACUGCUAUCUUUACUCUGCAGGUCAAGCUACAAGCGCUAACUAUACAAACCACCUCCACCACUUCUCAUGGACACUAUGACUGUAGUCUCACAUAUUAUACUGUUACGUCAUUUUGUCCCUUAUUUAAAGUGUGCAACAGUAAAACUCUAGUCUCGUCUGCUAUUUGUUGAUAAGCUGUGAUUUUUACUUUCUCCUCUCGCCUGUGAAAUCAGUCAUUCGAAUAGUGUGAACGCUUUGGGAUGUUGCUCUGCCAAUGUUAUGUAUGAAUGGGAGUAAAUGUUUGUGUACUGUGUAGAGAUUUUAAGGAGCCUAAAGGCACAGCAUUGUUGGCUGUAACCUCCUGUGAAUCCGAGCUUUGCGUUAGCUGUCAGGAACAGCAAGGUUCACCUCAACCUGUCUAACAGUGAGGAUGAGAUGAAGAGCAUUCUAGGUAUGUGUGUCAGGGUUAUCUGGCUGAAGGUAGAUGCUUCCCACAACUGAAAUUAUGAAAAGCUUUAUUUCAGACAUAUCAUCAUAGAAAAUAAAAGCAUUCAAAAACUAACAUGUAUAAAUGUAAAUGAGAAAUGCAAGAUGGUGGCUGUUUACUGUCUAAUGGGGUUUAGAGGUGGGGCUAAACCUGUAAGAAGGGUGAAGGAAUUUGAAUUAUCUGACCGGGGUGGGGGACAUACUGUAUAACUAUGAUUCAAUGGGGACAAGAGGGAGGUAUUGGCAUUGUUUGAUUUGGACCACAGCAAUGGCUUCCUGUUGUUUUAUUUAUUUGUUCUUCUUUUGUAUAACGGUUCUUGUUAUAGGAUUAAUGUCCAGUCUUUUGUUCUGGAUGAAAAAGGCACCUCGAAUAAUGGCUUAAGAAUGUAGAAGCAAAGCCUUCAUGUUUUUGUGUUGUUGGUUUGUUUCUUUGUUCUCUUACCAAAAUAUGACGACAAUGAAAAAGAGAGCAGACAGCAUAUUAAAGAGUUUUAUCAGUACCAAGGUAUUAUUAUUAUUAAAUAUUUUCCAUAAGACUUUUACAUUUCACGGGCAUCUAACCUGGAAUGUCUAAGUGGUAUUAAAACCUUUAAGUUCUCUUCUCCUCAUACAGUAUAUAAGGGCUGCAUAAGCUUCAACUCCCUUUCCAACUGGUAUGACUCUACUGUUGUCUUCUAGCAUCUGAGCAUUCCUGUAAUACAUGUAAAUACAUGAGAAUGGCACAGAACAAGCUUCCUCAAACAGUCUAAUUCACUACAUUUUAGUUGCUUAAUAACACACUGCAUGUUUAGGCCUUUUUCUUUAGCGCUGCUUUUUAGAACAAGAAAAAAUAUGACAUUAGAAUGAAUAACUUAAGCAUUUACAAAGGGAAUAUAUUAAGUGGCUCUACGGUUUUAAAGUCAAGAGAUUGUAAGAAUCGGCGUAGAUGGAGAAGUAAUGAGUAUUAUAGACUCAGUGACCAAUGUUCCCAGGGUAUACACACUGUAUAAUUCACUUUAUCUUGUGGCUGACUACUUUGGGAUCUUGUAACAGCCUUCAAUGCUACAUAGAAUGUAGUUAACUUAACAUUAUGGUGUUGUAUUACCGUUUUACCAUAGCUAAUAGUCAAUGACUAAUCAUUUUUUGGGGUCAUCAUUUUAUUGAAGUGUACCACAGUCAGCAUAGGAAUCUUCAAUUGAUAGUCAAGUCAACCACCUACUCUAUGCUGACUGGCAUCAUUUGAUUUAUUCUAAAAGUGUACAACAUUCAGUAACUUUAGCUCUGUGGAUGAAGAGCCAUAGUAUUCAAUAGUACGUAACACCACCAUUCUGUAUAUCUAUAUAUUUUUUGCUAUUUUAAAGCUAGUUUCCUUCAAUUCUACACAUUCUGCCAUGUCUUAUGUGUGUUCAUGUCAUAUGAGUGACUCAAACAUUACAACAUUAUCAAUGGGCUAAAACAACAUUAGUUGAUCUGGACAUUUCUGACAAGUUAUAAAUAGGUCUCUAAGGUCUAACAAUGACAAGAGGAAAACUACUGAUGUACUACCCAAUUUUUAAAUUGCACCUUGUGCAUUCUACUAUUACAACUUUCAAAAGUUGAAAGCCCGACUAAGUUCCUAGGGGAACCACUAAGGCACAAGUCCUAUCCACUAGUCAUAAGUUAGCCUUGCUUAGCAUCAAUGUGACCUACGAUUAUCCAUUGAAAGGACAAUCAGAGUUUACACAUUCCUGAUUUACAGGUUACAUUCGAGUUCCAUUUCAGAUGUUUGUGAUAUAAUUUAGGUUCAGUAUAUUCCACCAGUGGUUUGCAAAGCAAGGAGGACGUAGCCUAUCAUGCUAAUGUCAGAGCAGAAGACAAACCAUUUUUGUAGCAAGAGAUAUCCUGUCUGUGAAGGUAUGAAAAGAGUUAGAGUGAAUGUAGGGAUGUGGACCAAAAAGACCAAAGCAGAUGUAGUGACAUUUCUCAGAUUAUUACACAUUCCCAAAGGAUGAAUGAUUGGUCUUAUAUUCAUUGUAGUUGAUGGGGUCCAAUAAGAGGGAAAAGAGGAAGUUGAGCAAGAGAGAAGUAUAUUUUGUAUGAGUACAAUAUACUUGUACAUGACUAGUUCAGAAUGUGACUGUGGUAUGGCUUUGAUAGGAGGACGAGUAGUCGUUUGGUAGAACUAAUUUUGAGGUGGCUCGAUAUAGUGAGUCUAUUGAAAAGGUAUGAUGGCCAUAACUUCAAAAAGUGUGCCAUGAUUGGUCCAUAUUUAAGCCACUAGAGAAAAUAUAUAUAUUUUUGCCUGGAACAAGUGUGGUUUUGAGAUUAUAUUGCAAAAUGAGCAAUGGUGAAUCUUGUUCAGUUGUGAUACAAGUAGGAAGUUAACUCUUCUCAUAAGAGAAGACUGAAAUAUGAGAAAGACAUUAUUUGUCUUAGCAUUUAAUUGUUCAUGAUUGAAUGUCCGUCUGUUGUUUUAUUAAUAUAGCCAAUGUAUCGUAGAAGAAUGUGGAGAGAAACUGAACAACUGUGCUGUGAUCACUAACCCCCCCUAGGCUUUCAAUUGUGUGGUUGUCUGUUAUGGUUGAGUUUUCCUCUUUGUCUUCCAAGAUGCAUUCCUUUUUUGUUUUUGCUGGUAUGUGUUUUGACUAAAAAAGAAACAUUUCACCAUGUAUGAUUAAUAGAGGCUUUUAUUGCUUAAUGUGAUUUUGAAUCAUUUUUAUUUAAACAUUUUUUAUUUGAUUUUUAUCAAUGGACAACUUGAAUUUGUUUUGUUUAUUUGAUUUUUGAAUUGAAUAUGGUUGAGUAAUGUUUUGGGGUAUUUAGCAGUCAUGUUAUGGUCUUUAGUACUGCAGCUGAUUAUGGACGUCGGGGAAGGAAGGGAGAGUUACUGUCUUUCGCCUUUUCGGCAUUACUAUUCUUUUUUCUGUGAAAUUCUGUUUUCUCCACCAUUUGUCAAAGUCACACAAAGAAAUAAAAUCUUGCAUUAUUAUGUCAAAUGCUUGAUUAUGUCCCUGGGGGAGACGAUCUGCGUUAAAGCUUGAUUUUAAAUGUAAAGGCAAUGUUCCCGCAUUGUGGAAACUGCAUUCAUGUCAAAUGCUGCAUAUGUUGGCCCAACCGGAAAUUGUCUUUACAUUUUAACGCAGAUCUUCCACGAUACGGAUUGAAUCCAACCCUUAACGGAAACUCCCAUUCCAAAUUGUAAAAAAAAUGCAAACUGAGAAAUCGUGAUCAGUGGUGAAAAUAUGGUUAGUCGUCGCAUCCUGCGGUAUGUUGACAGACGCUACGAUACCAUCCUAUGUUAUGUGCAUCUAACAACGAGAGAUUAGUGGUACUGCUUCAGACACAGAAGACUUCACAUUUCGCUUGGCUGAACUGUGACUAUUGCUGGCUUCACGUGCUUGUGGGGAAUAGGAAACUGGGAUGUCCAACAUGACUGUGUUCAAGAGAAGUGCUUUUGAAGUUGGAACAAUUCUUCAACCAAUAAGCUCGCCUACAUUGCUAAUAAUAAAGUUGGCUAGCUUGCUUUAUAUUGACAAUAUGGUCAGACUUGCUACAUUAUUCACAUUGAUAAGGUUAUUGUAAAAAAACGUAUGUUGUCAUCUUUUGGUUGAAAAGGUCAGUGGUAAGACGUGGCAACUCGGAACAACAUUUUCUCUGAUUUUCCCACUUGUAAUUCCGACUUGGAGGGUCAUUCAAGUGAAUUUUCCCACUGGGAAUUAGGAGCUUCUGAUUGCACGUGAACGCGGCAAUACUUCCAUUUCAUCCAUAUGAAUAUGCAUUUAUAAAAACAGUCCUUUUUUACAAGGACAUAUUUGAGAACAGGGAAUUUCAAGGGGGAAGCUAAUGUCCUUAUUGACGUUGCAGUGCACUCUACCAAGGGCAAUUGGCAGUACGGGCCAAAACGAAAAUACGCUUGUUUUUAUUACAUAAAAACUGCUUUUAUGUAUAUUGCUCCUUUUAUGGUUUCAGAGAACUGAAAAUUGCCCUUACAAUUUUUUUUUCUUUUAAAGAAAAAUAAGAGAAUUACUUGAAAGCACAGUCCCCUCAUGCAGUCCAUGCUUAAAUGAGUUUAUUGUUAAAAUAUUGUCAUAAUGAAGUGUGAUAAUAACAAGGCCAGGAGAGGCUGCUGGGAGACAACUUCAGCAGAGUGACACUGACGGGGUCUUACCUGUUAUUCUAAGAGCUCAGUUCCACAGGAAGGUUGGACCUUGGCAGUUGCACUCAGUCUCAACGAUUCAAUUUCGAACUCGCAGAUUUAAACAAAUAAAAUAAUCAUGUAGCUAUAUGUGAGGAGGAUACGUAGAACAUCCACCUAGGAAUCCCAGAUGUUUGUUUCUGCGGGUCAUUAACAUAGUGAUGUUCAGUUCCACUGGGUGAAGCAUUCUAGUGCCGUUGGCCAUCUCCAGGGUCAAAGGUCUGGGGUGAGCUGUGUGAUCACCUCGAAUCCGACCAACGACAAUGUGGGUUCUAUCCUUACUAACUGCAGGGUCUAUAUAUAAAUCUAUUUUACACCUCAGUGUACACACUUUGCUGCUACUGUUUGUAAUGUCUACAACAGAUUUUCUUGUCAUCUUGCUCCUGGUAGUGUUAUGAACGAGCAUGAAUUGUAAAGUAUUUAUUGAAUAACAAAUCGCUGUCAGAUGAAAACCUCAUCUCCAAAACUAAAAACUGCCAUAUUUUCCCAUUAACAAACAUACAAUUAUGAACUUUUAGAAGCUAUUUUAAAUACAUUUUAUUGGUCCUAGAGUCAAUGUUUAGAGUACAUUGAGUGGACUUACUGCUUUCAAUACAUGUAAAAAAGAUAACAAUUUAAAAGGCAAAAAGUGGAGUUACGAGGUUUUCAUCCAACUGCGACGUAAUAAUAACUUGUAAUUAAUUUGAUGUCCAUGUAGCUUCAGUUUGACAUUUUCUUGACCUUGCUAGCUCUGUCAUUAGAUCCAAGUUAAGAGAUAGUCGUGUGGUUAAGGAAGCAGAAGCAGAAGGGAUGAAGCAUCAGUAAAGAGAACAGUUGUAGUACUCCCUGUCAUUAAAGAAUACAAAACCUUUUCUUUCCCCUUGUGAAUAGGACCCAUAAGGAUGUGAAAAUUAUAUGAUCUGCAAGAAAGUGUUUUUGUACACUGUACGUCCUUAGUAUUUUUACACGUAAAUGUAUAUGAUAGGGAUACACAUUAUUUUCCUUCUUACAGACCGCUUAAAUAAAGCACCUUGUCAAUCUGC
Molecule: messenger RNA, 8347 nt
Organism: Oncorhynchus kisutch (coho salmon)
Lineage: Eukaryota; Metazoa; Chordata; Actinopteri; Salmoniformes; Salmonidae
Gene: akt3a
Product: v-akt murine thymoma viral oncogene homolog 3a
Exons: 14
Coding region: 605-2047 (480 amino acids)
Biological process (GO): protein phosphorylation
Molecular function (GO): protein serine/threonine kinase activity; ATP binding
Source: RefSeq, a predicted model, not a curated record